Molecule: messenger RNA, 4752 nt
Organism: Meleagris gallopavo (turkey)
Lineage: Eukaryota; Metazoa; Chordata; Aves; Galliformes; Phasianidae
Source: RefSeq, a predicted model, not a curated record
UGCAGGGAGCAAAUGAAGACAGCUGAUGAAACCUUGCGGGUCCCUGUCCUGUUAUGGAUUGUCCCAAUUAACGCCCGUGCUGCUCUCUGUCAAGAUGCAUUCUGCCUGUCCAGUUACUGUUAAUAGAUUUCUCAUAAGUGGCUAGAUUGUAAAAACCUCAUAACUCAGCUUAAUGCCACCAAUAAAAUUAUCUCUGGACGUCUGGCCUGGAUUCCAGUCAGCUCCCGGUCCAGGAGGAGCUUCUGUUUACCCUUUCUUUUCCUAAUUUCAAACGUUGCCUUAAUUAGAAAAUGAAACGGAGACUGGCUACAAAAAGCACCUUCCCCAGGGUCUGUUUUUCAUUCGGCACAGCCCGUCUCGCCUCAUUUCACUGCAGGCUUUGCUCAGGAGCGAUGUCUGGCAGCGUCAGCUCUGCCACGGGCUCCAUAACCCCAACCUGAGCUGCAUUCCUACCCGGUUUGCUGCACAGCCUGGGAGAAACGGCCCCGCACUGGAUCUUGAGUCCUUGCCAUGGGGUAACCUCUUUUUAGGGGGCUGUUGGUGAGCUGUCCUUCCCAUACAUCUCCUGGCCUCACUGUGGCGAGAUCUGCAGCUUGGUUCUUGGUAUGAGUGGGUAUUGGCAGCGUUUGGGACCUGCUAAGCCCAGAGUGGCAAAGGCAGAACUGAUGGUGCUGUGUGUUGUGCCCUCCUAUGUGCAGCAUCCCCUGCCUGCUCCUACCUCUGCUCUUUCCCUGGCAGAUCCAUUCAGACUCGGAUGAGGGGGACGGCUCCAUCAAGUACACCAUCUCCGGGGAGGGCGCGGGGACCAUCUUCCUCAUCGAUGAGAUCACAGGUGACAUCCACGCCACCGAACGCCUGGACCGGGAGCAGAAAACCUUCUACACGCUGCGGGCUCAGGCCCGUGACAGGCAGACUGACCAGCUGCUGGAACCCGAGUCUGAGUUCAUCAUCAAGGUGCAGGACAUCAACGACAGCGAGCCACGCUUCCUGGAGGGGCCCUACAUCGGCAGCGUGGCUGAGCUGUCCCCCAUCGGCACCUCUGUGAUGCAGGUGAUGGCCUCCGAUGCCGACGACCCCACAUAUGGGAGCAGCGCCCGCAUCGUCUACAGCGUGCUGGAGGGCGAGCAGCACUUCACCGUGGACAGCAAAACGGGUGUGAUCCGGACAGCUGUGGCUGACCUGGACCGUGAGACACAGGACCGGUACGAGGUGGUGAUCCGUGCCACGGACAUGGCGGGACAGCUGGGAGGGCUGUCCGGCUCCACCACCGUCACCAUCGUGGUCACUGAUGUCAAUGACAACCCACCACGCUUCCCACAGAAGAUGUAUCAGUUCAGCAUCGUUGAAACUGCCCCUGUGGGUACUGCCAUUGGGAGAGUGAAGGCAGAGGAUUCUGACGUCGGGGAGAACACCGACAUGACCUAUCAGAUGAAGGAUGAGGAAGGGGUGGAGAUGUUCAAAGUCACCACAGACAGCAAUACCCAGGAGGCUGUCAUCACCAUUCGGAAGCCUCUGGACUACGAGUCAAAAAAAGUGCACACCGUGGUGGUGGAGGCCCUGAACAAGUUUGUGGAUCCACGGUUUGUGGACCUGGGCACCUUUCGGGACCAGACCAUCGUGCGGGUGUCUGUGCUGGACGUCGAUGAGCCCCCUGAGUUCUGGCCCCCCUCCAACACAAUGGAGGUCCAGGAGGACGCUCACGUUGGCUCUAUCGUGGGGGUGGUCACCGCCCUCGAUCCGGACACAGCGAACCACCCUGUGCGGUACGCCAUUGACCGCAGCACAGACACAGAGAGGAUCUUUGACAUCGAUGCCAACACAGGUGCCAUUGUGACAGGAAAGGUCCUGGACCGGGAGACAGCGGGAUGGCACAACAUCACCGUCCUGGCAAUGGAAGCAGAUAAUCAUUCGCAGGUGUCGAGAGCCUCUCUGCGCAUCCGCAUCCUGGAUGUGAAUGACAACCCUCCCGAGCUCGCCACCCCCUAUGAGGCUGCGGUGUGUGAGGACGCCAAGCCAGGCCAGCUGAUCCAGACAAUCAGCGUUGUGGACCGUGAUGAGCCUCAGGGUGGUCAUCGUUUCUACUUCACGCUGGCACCUGAAGCCACCAACAACCACCACUUUUCUCUGCUGGAUGUUAAGGACAACACAGCUGCGGUGCACACGCAGAGAGUGGGCUUCAAUCGCCAGGAGCAGGACGUAUACCUGCUGCCCAUUUUGGUGGUGGACAGCGGCCCCCCGGCCCUCAGCAGCACAGGAACCCUGACCAUCCGGGUCUGUGGCUGUGACAGCACCGGGGCCAUCCAGUCGUGCAACAGCACUGCCUACGCCAUGUCAGCAACGCUGAGCCCCGGCGCCCUCAUCGCACUGCUGGUGUGCAUCCUCAUCCUGGUCGUGCUGGUGCUUCUGAUCCUCACGCUGAAGCGACACCACAAGAGCCACCUGACAUCCGAGGACGACGAGGACAUGAGGGACAAUGUCAUCAAAUACAACGACGAAGGAGGGGGCGAACAGGACACGGAGGCUUACGACAUGUCCGCCCUGCGCAGCCUCUACGACUUCAGUGAGAUCAAAGGCGGGGACGGGGGCGGGGGGCCGGGAGAGGGAGGAAACCCGGCCUCUGAGCGCCAUGCCCUCCCGCAGUGGGUGCAGAGCCCGGACCUGGACUUCUCCGUGUUCAGAGACUACAUCUGCAGGAAGGUGGAGCAGGCGGACGAGGACCUCUCCGUGCCGCCCUAUGACUCGUUCCAGACCUACGCCUUCGAGGGCUCCGACUCUCCGGUUCCCUCGCUCAGCUCCAUCAACACGUGGUCCAGCGGCUCGGAGCAGGACUUCUCCUACCUGGGGGGCUGGGGGCCGCGGUUCCGGCAGCUGGCAGCGCUCUACGCGGGGCGCCGGGGCGAGGAGGACAGCGAGGAGUCCUAACGGCACCGCCGGACCCGCCGGGGGCUGUGGGUCGGGGGGCUGCGACGCUGCCGGAGGAGCUGCGCCGUGGGACCGGGGGUCGGGGUGGGCGCUCCUUCGCGGUGCUCCCGGUCGGAGCUGUGCCACAACAACCGCGCCGGGUGCCCGCGGGAGCGCUGUGACCGUCAUAAUCUCCUUAAUGCUGAUCUCCGUUAAAGCACUGCACAUUAAUUUAAGAAAGAAAAAAUCUAAUUCGAGAGCAUUUGGAGGGGGGUUGUCCCCCACAAAUUGUCAUUUAAAUAGAUCUGUUCAGUGAGGCCCAUUCAGGAGGAGAAGAGCAAACCGGGAGCCUUUUGUUGUUUAAAUUGUUUUUGUCACUUGAGUCUUAGAGCAUUUGGAGCGCUUUGAUUCCUUUAAGAGCUUUCCUUGCAGAGGAAAACAAGCUUUUAAUUCUGUUCUGCUUUUUUCGCUUACGUUUGCUCACUUUCUGGAGUCCUCUCCGUGCGCAGGGAUGCUCACGCUGUGGCUCCGCGGGCUCAUCCUGUGCAGAGCGACUGCUGCUCGGGAGCUCACUCCAAAGCGCACUUCUCUGCUGAGCUGCAAUCCUUCUCCUCUCAGCUCUUACACUUUUCCUGUGGUUGACCAAAUGGCGGUGACUGGAUGGGUCUCUCCUGCCUUCCUGUUCUGUAGGCACUGGCUGCAACAUCCCGGUGUGCCCCGUGGUGACAGAUGGGGACGUCCUGCUGCUGUGGGGGCAGGGUGCUGUCCCAGCGGCAGUGCCCUGUGGGCGACCCGUAUGGGCCCCUGCAGCACAGCCGCUUUGCACGAACCCUCUGGUUCUGACAGGUGCAUUGGGAGGAGGCAGGAGGGAUGUGUCGUUGUUCCUCAGCUGCAGAUGAUGCUGGAGGAAAACGCAAUCUGUGGUUCCUUAUCUGUUCAUGUUGAAAACAAUCAAUGAUAUAAUAGAUAGGUAACUGAUAAGGUCUACCAAGGUCUGACACAUCUUGGGCUUGUCAUUGGGUUUGUCCUUUUAGUUUAGCCACAGACAGUGUUUUCUAUCCUUGGAGAGGGUUUAAACGUAAAUGUAGAUGCGUGUUUGUUUUAUGCUGUUUUGCUUCCCGGCCGCUGGUGUCAACCCUCUGGCCUCAGCGUGACUCUCAGCAGUGGAGAGGUGCAGGGAUGCCCCUUCCCCACAGCCCCCAUCUGCACUGCUCCUCCCGUGGCCGCUGCGCUCAGCUUCCUGCAGGGCUGGGAACUGCUCACUGCUCAGGGUCCUCCGGUCCCUGCGAAGGAGGCUGCAGGCAGCCGCACUCGGCGUGCCACUGGUUCACUGUGAUGAUGCUGGAGAGGUAGCAGGGCUGAUGGGAAGUGAUGCCCUGAUUCCCGGAGCAGGAGAAUGGAGAAAGCCCUCUUUUUCCUCAGGAAUGUGUACUUGUUUUCCUUCUGGGCUAAAGAGCUGUGUCCAAGCCUCUCCGGAGCCGGCCUUUCCUUUAGCAAAAGUGUUGUGCAAUAGUAGGGCUCUGUCUGUAGGAGAUGGGGUCUGACAGGGUACGUGUUUAGCCACCUUCCCCUUGGGUUUUCCCCCAUCCUCAACCAGCCUGUCCUCCCACACGCAUGCACGCACGCUUGCGUCUUCAUUUCCAUCCCCCAUGUAAAUACACGGGGAGAGCAGGGCCCAGCAAAGCACUGCUCCACUGCACCGCCCGCGCUCGGCCCUCCCGUGACUGCAGGAGGAGCUGUAGCUGCCACAGUUCUCUAUCCAAACUAAAUUAGGAGGUUGAUUUUCUCACCCUUGUUAUUUUUUUCAAGGUCUUUCAUGGACCUGGAAAUAAAUUAUUUCCUUGUCGUCUA